UCUGAAACAGCCUUAUGUACUCUUAUAUACUUUCUCGUGAUCCAGGAUCGCAUUCUGACAGGGCAAACCACGGGGAUCAAAGAGAUCAACAAUGAGGUUCCCCACGCAACAACAACGUCCUGUACGGCUACUUUAAACCAUGGGUACACCUAUUCUCCCGUGUAGCCGCGGUCAUCACAAAGGCUGCCGCCACAGGAACUGCGCAGUGCUUUUGGUACGUACUAUAUAAGAGUACAGAAAAUUUGAAGGGGGCAGCACCCAAGCGUUCCAGGAUGUAUAUCGACUUGCCACUUGAUAAGGCGUCCUUUACCCUUGAUACCUCUGGUGUUAUGGGGUUCUUCGGCGGGGAAGAAGCGCUCUCCGCGAUGGCCACUGUCCAUCUCUACCGAGGCAGACGUUGGCUUGGGUGGUACAACUCUCCGGGAAGCUACACUGUUGCCAAAAAAUUUGGGCAGCUAGCGAACUCACGAUUCUGGGAUGGCAUCUUUCCCGGACCCAACCUAACGCCCGAAGAAAUGUUUGGGCUGGAUGGGAAGGACGGGCCACGCUUUAUCGGAGUGUUCUCGGGCACGGAUAUGUCAACUACAGGUCACCUCGCAUACCUCACGGCCCAGAAGGCAAAGGAGACCAAGGAGCAGAUCCAGCUCGGAGGAAGAAUAACCGCACCGGGUUCGGUGAGCAUACUAGAUGUCGACAACGUGAAAUUGCAGCAAGGAGGCGAGGUACCAAUGAUGAAGGUUUAUCAUGCGCUGUACGCUGCCGUACCCAUCACCAGCAGUCUCGCAACAUGCCUCGCUUGCGCGUUCGUUCGUGAUUGGCUCGCAUUUGGGCUGAUCGUCCUCGGCAUGGUUUCUAGUGGCCUGUCUUGCUUCGUCAUUGGUUCGGGGAGGCUGCAUUUCCAGCUCAUCAAACCUUCAUCCUAUGCGCCGCGGGGAGACGGACUACUUUUGAUGCGCAACGAUGUUGUGAUCUUGAAGGGCACAGAGAAAGAUGUCACGUCGAUAACGAAGUCCAAGUUCGUGCUGGACAUGGAUGGUGGUGAACAGUUCAACACCAUUGGUGUCUGCUCGCUCCUGCUUUUGUCACAAUUCCUUGUUCAACUUCUCCUCGUUCCUCGAGCGACACUUUUCGGCCAGAUCAUGUUCGUGUCGUCACUUGCGGUGUCUUGGGCAUACAAUUCGUUUCUGUCAAUUCAGACAGACCUGCUGUGGAAAUCACUCGGUAAACCACAGAUCACGAAACUUGCUCUCCCCAAUAGAGGGUCACAAGCGGCGUGUACUUGCUUCGCCUUGCAUCCAGAUGUCGAUAUGUCGAAAGAAAUCGGCUGCAAACUUCAAGCCGAGGAAGAUUUUAGGAUUUGGGAAACGUGGAGGGAGCAUGUGGCAAAGCAGGUGUUGAGUAAAGAGAAAAUCAAAUCUUUUAGCCCAGAUGAAGAACUCAUAAAGGACUUGGAGGACGAAGAACAGGGAGCUCCUGAUUCAAAUGCUGGCGGACGCGGA
Suillus paluster is the source of this 1499-nucleotide messenger RNA. RefSeq lists its product as uncharacterized. The record is from RefSeq and is a predicted model, not a curated record. NCBI's taxonomy places the organism in Eukaryota, Fungi, Basidiomycota, Agaricomycetes, Boletales, Suillaceae. The annotation marks the transcript as partial. The transcript is spliced from 3 exons.